AUGUUGCAUGACACCGAGGUGAUAUGGGACCCGUUCAGUCAGGACGACAUAGUCAAUGUAGGUGGAGAUGUCGGGUUGUCGGUGCAGUGCACAUACGACUCCGGUAUCUGGAUGACGCGUUGCAAGCUAGUCUUCGCACAUAUGGUAGAGCCAUACGAGCCUGAACGGGUCAUGCGGCAGUUUGGUCUUUUCCAGGAGGUACCGCCGCCCCCUCCUAGAGGGAUUUCACACGAUGUCCAUACGCAAACAAAUCAAGGCAAGAACCGACACAACUGGCGACUAGCAAAUCAAACUUGGAUACAGGCUUGGAGCGAUGCUUUAACCGACAUUGUCGACGAAGCUAGAGGUUACGACCCGCGAACAUACGAAGAAUACUUGGAGUGGUACGUCCAAAGCACGCGCGUGAGGCUAACACAAGGUCCACCACAGGGGCCUACUGAGCUCACGCACCAACAGCAGCAGGAAAGCGGCAUGGAUCGUGCCAUUGCGAGUCGUCGUGAUGACACGGUUGACAAGGCCAACAGUAUCAUGCUCGAUGCACAUGAUAUAAUUAAAGAGAACCCACCAAUACAUCAUCGCCUGAAGACAAAACUAAAAAAUAUUAUGGACAAUGCAAAGGACAUUGUUGCCAAUUGGAGUUGUGGCCGUGCCGAUGACGUCAACUUACGCGCAUACCACAUGCCAGAAGUCCGGUCGGCACGACCGAGUGAGGCACGCUCUUCACGGCCCAGUGAUGUGGAGACUGGUGGACGAGUAGACUCAACGUUGUUGCGUACGUCGUCGAGGACUCCUAUACAACGGUCUAUGUCCGGCGCUUCAAGAUUACAAAAUGUUACUCCUAUACAGCGGUCUCGGUCCGGCGCUUCACGAUUACAAAAUGUGCAGUAUGGCCUACAAACGACAUGGGAAGAGAGCCCGCCACAAGGGACUACUGGAGGGACCAUGGCAGGGUCCUCGUACAAUGCCCAGUUCACUGCUGCCGGAGGGACCAUGGCAGGAUCCUCGUAUGAUCAUGGCCAUGGAUAUGAGGCCCAUUUCACUACUCAUGGUGAAGAAGACUGGGGUUGGCGGACGGGCGAGACUCAUAACAAGUCCAUCAGCAGAUACCGUUCGAACUAUUCCAAGGGUACUCCUAUGGCGCACAGUCAUCGCAGGCGAUAUGAUAACUUCGAUUAA
Messenger RNA from Brachypodium distachyon (stiff brome), 1176 nucleotides. RefSeq lists its product as uncharacterized. Lineage: Eukaryota; Viridiplantae; Streptophyta; Magnoliopsida; Poales; Poaceae. The transcript has 9 exons. The record is from RefSeq and is a predicted model, not a curated record. Bases 1 to 1176 code for a protein of 391 amino acids.